AGCUGCAGCCGCGGCCAAUAGGCGAGAGACUUCUUGUUUCCUGGCAGAGCGGGGUCCCGGCACCGCGGCGCUCGGGUGUUUUUGGGGACCCGGGUGGAGGGCCCGGGUGCUGGGGCCCGAGGUGCGGCCUCGCUAGCGGGAGAGGGAGCGGGAUCACCGGCCCGGAGAGAGCUCUCAGGGCCAGAGCGGGGCAAGAGGAUGCUUUCCCAGCCCCACCAUGGAGCUGCGCUGUGGGGGAUUGCUGUUCAGUUCUCGCUUUGAUUCAGGGAAUCUAGCCCACGUGGAGAAGGUGAAAUCUUUGUCCAGUGAUGGGAAAGGGGUAGGAGGUGGGGCGUCAGCCCUGACCAGUGGCAUUGCCUCUUCCCCUGACUAUGAAUUCAAUGUGUGGACCCGACCAGACUGUGCUGAAACGGAAUUUGAGAAUGGGAACAGGUCAUGGUUCUACUUCAGCGUCCGGGGAGGAACACCAGGAAAACUCAUCAAGAUCAACAUUAUGAACAUGAACAAGCAGAGCAAGCUGUAUUCCCAGGGCAUGGCCCCCUUUGUGCGCACACUGCCCACCCGGCCACGCUGGGAACGCAUUCGAGACCGGCCUACCUUUGAGAUGACAGAGACACAGUUUGUGUUAUCCUUUGUUCACCGUUUCCUGGAGGGCCGUGGGGCCACCACCUUCUUCGCCUUCUGCUACCCCUUCUCCUACAGUGACUGCCAGGAUUUGCUAAACCAGCUAGACCAGCGCUUUCCGGAAAACCACCCCACCCAUAGCAGCCCCCUGGAUACCAUCUAUUACCAUCGGGAGCUCCUUUGCUAUUCACUGGAUGGACUUCGUGUAGAUCUGCUGACGAUCACUUCCUGCCAUGGCCUUCGAGAAGAUCGAGAGCCCCGUCUAGAGCAGCUAUUUCCUGAUACCAGCACCCCUCGACCAUUCCGUUUCGCAGGCAAGAGAAUAUUCUUCUUAAGCAGUAGAGUACACCCAGGGGAGACUCCAUCUAGCUUUGUCUUCAAUGGCUUUCUGGACUUCAUCCUCCGACCUGAUGAUCCCCGGGCCCAAACCCUACGUCGCCUCUUCGUCUUUAAGCUGAUUCCCAUGUUGAACCCUGAUGGUGUCGUUCGGGGACACUACCGCACAGACUCACGUGGAGUGAAUCUGAACCGUCAGUACCUGAAGCCUGAUGCCAUCCUGCACCCGGCCAUCUAUGGGGCCAAAGCUGUGCUUCUCUACCACCAUGUGCACUCUCGUCUGAACUCCCAGAGUUCCUCUGAGCACCAGCCCAGUCCCUGUCUCCCUCCUGAUGCUCCUGUUUCUGACCUGGAGAAAGCCAACAAUCUCCAAAAUGAAGCUCAGUGUGGGCACUCAGCUGACAUGGAUAACGCUGAAGCCUGGAAACAAACAGAGCCAGCAGAACAGAAGCUCAACAGUGUGUGGGUUAUGCCACAACAGUCUGCAGCGCUUGAAGAGCUAGCCCCUGACACCAUCCCCCCCAAAGAGAGUGGCGUUGCUUACUAUGUGGACCUGCAUGGACAUGCUUCCAAAAGGGGCUGCUUCAUGUACGGAAACAGCUUUAGUGAUGAGAGCACCCAGGUGGAAAACAUGCUGUAUCCAAAGCUCAUCUCCUUGAACUCAGCCCACUUCGACUUCCAGGGCUGCAAUUUCUCAGAGAAGAAUAUGUAUGCCCGAGACCGUAGAGAUGGCCAGUCUAAAGAGGGAAGCGGCCGUGUUGCAAUCUACAAAGCCUCAGGGAUAAUCCACAGCUACACACUUGAAUGCAACUACAACACUGGACGCUCAGUAAACAGCAUCCCUGCUGCCUGCCAUGACAAUGGGCGUGCCAGCCCCCCUCCCCCGCCGGCUUUCCCCUACAGAUACACUGUGGAACUAUUUGAGCAGGUGGGACGAGCUAUGGCCAUCGCAGCUCUGGACAUGGCGGAAUGUAAUCCAUGGCCCCGAAUUGUACUGUCAGAGCACAGCAGCCUUACUAAUCUACGGGCCUGGAUGCUGAAACAUGUACGCAACAGCCGAGGCCUAAGCAGCACUCUGAAUGUGGGUGUCAGCAAGAAGAGGGGCCCUCGAACUCCACCCAAAAGUCACAAUGGGUUGCCUGUUUCCUGCUCCGAAAACACCUUGAGCCGGGCACGAAGUUUUAGCACUGGCACAAGUGCUGGUGGUAGCAGCAGCAGCCAACAAAAUUCUCCACAGAUGAAGAAUUCCCCCAGCUUUCCUUUUCAUGGCAGUCGGCCUGCAGGGCUGCCAGGCCUGGGCUCUAGUACCCAAAAGGUCACCCACCGGGUGCUGGGCCCCGUCAGAGAGGACAUAAAUCAGGUCUGUGAUUGUCCCAGGGAUUCACUGAGAUCUGGAGUGCUACAUCAAAGGACAGUUCCAAAGAUGUUCAGGGAGGAUGACACACAGGGUCUUGGCACAAGUCAAAUAACUGCUGCUGUAAAUGAGCCCCGAAGCCAGGACAGGAGAUGGCGGCAGCAGCCACUGACCCAUCGUCCUGCAGGCAGCCUUGCUCCGUCCCCAGCUCCUACUAGUUCUGGCCCAGCCUCCUCACACAAGCUGGGCUCCUGUCUACUGCCUGAUUCACUCAACAUACCAGGGAGCGGCUGCUCACUCUUGUUCUCCGGGGACAAACCAGAGGCUGUCAUGGUAAUCGAGAAAGGUCUGCUAGGGACUGGAGCUCGGAUGCCCUGCAUCAAGACUCGAUUGCAGACCUGCCCGAGGAGAGUUUCCGCCAGGAGGGGUCCCGGAUUCCCCAGGCUAGGCCCAGGUUGGGCCGGGGCUCACCGCCGACUCGCAGAGGGAUGAAAGGCUCUUCAGGCCCCACAUCCCCUACCCCCCGGACCAGGGAGAGCAGUGAGCUGUAGCCGGGACCCUGCUCUGCUAAACCAGGGCUGCCUCAGGCCAGGCCCCCACGGCCCCGCUCUGCCCCUGCCUUUUCUCCUAUAUCCUGUAGUCUGUCUGACUCCCCAUCCUGGAAUUGUUACAGCGGGGGUCCCUUGGGCCAACCUGAGGUUUGUUUUGUCCCUAAAUCUCCCCCACUCACUAUUUCUCCCUGGGUCUGAUAAUGCCUUUAUGUUGAAGCCCAAGAUAUAGCCCCAAGAUGGGGUAACACGUGGGAAAUAUGCUAGUUCCCCUCCAGGCCGCUGAUUCCAUGUGACAGCCGUUAAGUCCUUGGAAUGCCAGCCAAGCUGUCCAAAGCAUUAAAGAGCAGCACCUUGAGACAGAGCAAAACAGAGACCUGCCACCCCUUCCUUCCCUCCACAGCACAAGAUUUUGGGACCACAAAAAAAAUCUAUAUUUUUAUAUUGGGGGGAGGGAGUAGAAAAGCAAGCCCCUAUGCUGGGCCCUAUUCAGUGGCAGCUUCUUGUUCCAUAGGAUUAAGGAAGACUUUGAGGAAAUAAAAGUUGUUUGGAAAAAUC
Piliocolobus tephrosceles (Ugandan red Colobus) is the source of this 3420-nucleotide messenger RNA. It is a transcript of the gene AGBL5, whose product is annotated as AGBL carboxypeptidase 5. The record is from RefSeq and is a predicted model, not a curated record. The transcript has 17 exons. Gene Ontology annotation, biological process: proteolysis; protein deglutamylation. Gene Ontology annotation, molecular function: zinc ion binding; metallocarboxypeptidase activity. Bases 218 to 2806 code for a protein of 862 amino acids. Lineage: Eukaryota; Metazoa; Chordata; Mammalia; Primates; Cercopithecidae.